CAUCUUCAGGUAACGAGCCACCAGCCAGGAAGAGUGGAGCCUACAAUAUGCCUCUAGUUGUGCUUGUUGUGACAUUUGCCAUAUGCAUUCUGUUGAAGCUACUUCUACAACGCUGGCGUAAGGAGCGAAGCCUUCCUGGCGGAACUGUACGUCCACCCAUGCCACCUGUGAGCACCAUUCUCGGACACGAAGAACUCUAUUGGCGUGGUUUCCACUCCACGAAAGCAGUCGAAUGGGCCAAGGAGUACGGGCCCGUGUAUAGAUUGAAACUGAACUUUACGGAUGUGGUUGUGCUGAGCGAUGUCCGGAGUAUCAAGGCAUUCUGUAAAAAUAGCGAUGGACUGUAUCGGCCUGGUUGUUUUAUUGUCGGUCGCGACUACAACAAAGGACUGGGAACGCAAAAUGGACAAUGCUGGAUAGCAAACAGGAGGUAUUGUGUGAGCAUGCUGCGCGACCUUGGUUUUGCCAAAACGUCGAUGGAAGAGCGCAUGAUGGAAGACUUCCAUCAACUUAAGGCAAGGAUAGACCAUACAAAGGGUCAGCCUGUGGACAUUCGCCCGCUCAUCUGUUCCUGCGUGACCAACAACAUCUUGUCCUUCUUUUACCCCAAAGGCCUUCCCGGUGGGGACGCAGCUUUGCUUAAGGUGACCACCAUUCUUGACAAGAUAAGAACAACGUUCGGCGGUGUGCUCAUUCAAUUCUCACCAAGCAUUAUCCGAAAUCUGCUCUACUGUCUUCCGUUCACAAGCAAUGCAAAAAUGGACAAAAUAACGAAGAAAAUGGAUAACCUUAUUCGUGACCAGCUCGAUAACUACAAGCCGAGCACGACUGACAACAAAGGACGUGGGUUUAUUGAAGGAUACUGGAAGAAGAUUGAAGAGGCGAGACAAGAGCCAUUGCCAAAAUUUCAAGAGCGAUUUCUGGUGGGCAACGUGAAAGCAUUCCUUAUAGCAGGGACAUUCACCACUACAAACACGAUGCAUUGGAACCUGCUCAACUUUGCCGCAAAACCAGACAUACAAACUAGAGUGCAGCAAGAAAUCGACGAAGUGGUGGGCUCCGAGAGGUUGCCAAGAUGGGAAGAUCGAAGACGUAUGCCUUAUACCCUAGCCUGCGCCUGGGAACUUCAUCGGUGGAAGCCGGCGCCGCCGCUUGGAUUACCAAGAGAGGCUAAUGAGAACAUCGUGAUCGACGGCUUUCUCAUACCAAAAGGUACCGUGGUUCUCUUCAAUCUGUGGGCAGCGCACUACGACGCUGAUCUUUGGCCCGAGCCACAUCGUUUUGACCCUAGCCGGUUUCUUGACAAGGAUGGAUUAUUCGUGCAUACAAAGCUCAAUAAUGUGAUUGUAUUUUCAGUGGGAAAGCGGUCAUGCCCAGGAGAAGUGUUUGCCUCAAUGGAGAUCUUCCUGCUAGUGACAUUUCUUCUGCAAAAGUAUCGUGUCGUCCUCGAACAGCCACUACAGUACAACCUCGACGACCCGAGCACAGGUCUCGACACAUUGGAUCAUGUUAAACUGCGCUUUGUGCCACGUCAUGCAAGUCAAACUUGAACAUUCGGGAAAAAAUUGUUGCCCUCAUGAUGAUGAUUAUUUGUCGGAUUUAUUGGUACAAGGGC
Dermacentor silvarum is the source of this 1615-nucleotide messenger RNA. Its product is annotated as cytochrome P450 2C8-like. The transcript has 8 exons. NCBI's taxonomy places the organism in Eukaryota, Metazoa, Arthropoda, Arachnida, Ixodida, Ixodidae. The record is from RefSeq and is a predicted model, not a curated record. Bases 48 to 1550 code for a protein of 500 amino acids. Gene Ontology annotation, molecular function: oxidoreductase activity, acting on paired donors, with incorporation or reduction of molecular oxygen; heme binding; iron ion binding.